GGGAGGGUUGGGGGCGGCUUAUGGUGGGAGGAGGUCCUCUCUGCUUUGCCCUUUGCGGGAGAUGACUUGCAGCCUCCUCAAUCCGCCAACGGAAGCCCGGGGUCGGGGGAGGCAACCUUUUUUGUUUUCCCGCUCCUGAACGGCACCAACUCCCGGUCUCGCUUCCUGUGCCAGAGGUCACGGGCCGUGUCGUGUAGUCUGGGGCUUGUGUUCGAUCCCCGGUUCCGUUGAGGAGCGCCAACUCACGCCGCUCGGAGGGAACCAUAUCUGGUCAAAGUAUUCGGCGCUGCUGCCGUCACCCGGCCGGACCGUCCGGCUAUAAAUAGCGCCGGUGGAGGUUUUAUUAUUUCCCUCCCAGUGAAUGUGGGGUUUCUGCAGCCGCUGAGCCAACAUAUUGUCUUUCUCCUUUGAAGGAUUUUACUGAGGUGUGUUCCAUCAUGUCGGUGCUGAGGAAGGAGAUGGAGAAGUACAGAGACGUCGACGAGGACGAGCUGCUCAUGAAGCUCUCUGAAGAAGAGCUGCAGCGGUUAGAAAAUGAACUGGAGGAGUUGGACCCCGACAAUGCACUGUUGCCUGCUGGGAUGCGUCAGAAGGAUCAGACUAAGAAAUUACCCACUGGGCAGUUUCAAAGAGGCAACCUGCUGGCUCAUCUGGAGAAACAAGCCAACGAACAUCAAGACAGAGAAGACCUGGUGCCUUUCACAGGAGAGAAGAGAGGAAAGGCUUGGGUGCCUAAAAAGAUUGUCGACCCCAUCAUGGAGAAUGUGACCCUGGAGCCCGAGCUUGAAGAAGCUCUUGCCAGCGCUACUGAUGCCGAACUUUGUGAUAUUGCAGCCAUCCUGGGCAUGCACACGCUGAUGAGUAACCAGCAGUACUAUGAAGCUCUGGCCAGCAGCAACAUUGUGAACAAGCAAGGCCUUAACAGCGUGAUCCAGUCCACUCAGUACAAACCAGUGCCUGAUGAGGAACCCAAUUCAACUGACGUGGAGGACACUCUCAUGAGGGUAAAAAGGAAUGAUCCAGAGCUUGUGGAGGUCAACCUCAACAACAUCAAGAACAUUCCCAUCCCGACUUUAAAGGCGUACGCUGAGGCUCUGAUCAAGAACACGGUGGUGGAAAGGUUCAGUAUCGUUGGGACUCGAAGCAACGACCCAGUUGCAUUUGCACUGGCUGAGAUGCUCAAGGUUAACACAACACUAAAGAGCCUGAACGUUGAGUCCAACUUCAUCACAGGCACUGGAAUCCUGGCUCUCAUUGAGUCGCUACAGUUCAACAGAACACUGCUAGAGCUCAAGAUUGACAAUCAGAGUCAGCCGUUAGGCAACAAGGUGGAGAUGGAGAUAGCCAGCAUGUUGGAGAAAAACACCACAAUGUUGAGAUUCGGCUACCAUUUCACCCAGCAGGGCCCACGCCUCAGAGGCUCCAACGCCAUGAUGAACAACAAUGACCUUGCCCGUGUUGUCAGGUCAGAGUCUGAUGGCUCCUUCACCCUCACUUUGUCCGUCCCUGAGCUGGAACGGGCCUUUGGGAAAAAGUUCAAGUCAAAGACUAAUGAGAAAGAGAAGGCUUGAAGGAGGACCCAUCCUCCCCAAGUGUCGGACAAAUGUGUAGAAACCGCCCCCGACCCUCCAUCACCCUCCUGUUUUUGUUUUUUUGCCUUCCACCUGCCAUUUAGAAAAAUAAUAAUAAUAAUUAAAAAAAACACUUCCCUCUACAGACCGCCUUGAACAUCAUCUCUUGGUUAUGCAAGUGCAAUUCAGGGUUCCAAGAAAAUACUUUUUGGACUUUUUAAGAAGGUGGAUAGUAAAGGAUGAAAGCAGUAUCCAAGCGUGCAAAAAGAGAUGGUUUGUUUUUUUAAUCAAUCAAAGUUUAUUUAUAUAGCCCUUAUUCACAAGUGUCUCAAAGGGCUGCACAAGCCACAACAUCACCCUUGGCUCAGAUCCCACAUCAGGGCAAGAAAAAACUCAACCCAAUGGGUUUUUGAAUGUUUAUGUGCUGGGAAGGAAACUAACCGCACAGUGCUGCCAUCUAGCGUCCUUUACUAGCAACUGCAGUGCCUUGACUCCUUGUUUGUGAUUGAUGACGGCUUUACAUUUUGAACAGUUACAUUAGGCAAUCUGUGUUUCUACUGUUGUGUUGAAUUAUCAUUAUUAGUCGUAUGAUUGUUUUGCUGUAAAUGACGUGUUCUGAUGUCGUUCUUCACAUCUUUCUGCAAGUUUUACACUGUUUGUCCCUUCCAUAGCCAAAACCAAAGUGUCAGACUGUAAGAUAUUUAGUUUAUGACAUCCAAGAUUUAUGCCGUUUCUUGUAGGCACCCAACAGUAACAAAUAUAUGGCGCUUAUUUGCCACGUCACCAAAAAUUUUGACGAUUUGGCAGAUCAUUUUACAUAAAUUCCCCUGCACUGAUUUGGUUUUAGUAUCAACAUUGCGCAGCCUCCGUCCUUCAAUGUUCUCCAUGUGGCCCUCGCUGUAUUCAUUUUGGCCAUUUCUAGCUCUAUCUGUAACAUUUAAAGUCCCACUGAUAGUCUCACACACACACAAACACACAAAGUGUGUUGAAAUGACCCUCUGUAUUUGACCUAUCCCUUUGUUCUACCCCCUGGGAGGUGAGGGGAGCAGUGAGCAGCAGCGAUGGCUGCGCUGAGGAAUCAUUUUGGUGAUUAAACCCCCAAUUCCAACUCUUACAGUCAGGGUACCGACACAACACAUUAGGGGUGUUAAUUCACAACUAAAAUCCAAGCCAAAAGUUUGGACACACCUUCUCAUUCAAUGUGUUUUCUGUAUUUUCAUGACUAUUUAAAUUGUAGAUUGUCACUGAAUGCAUCAAAACUAUGAAUGAACACAUGUGGAGUUAUGUACUUAACCAAAAAAAAAAAAAGGUGAAAUAACUGAAAACAUGUUUUUACAUUUUGACUGGCCUGUAUGUUUUGUUGAUGGCUGGUAAUGAUUUUAUAAUAAUAACUACAGAUAAUUAAUAAUAUUAAACUAAAUAAUAAUAAUAGGAAUAGGUUAUUAUAAUGGAAAAAAUUCAUAAUAAUGUACUGUUGACAAAAUAUUUUUAGAUUUAAAAUGUCAUAAGUGACACAAAUCCCUAUUUCUUAUUAAUGAUUGCCUCUUACAAACACACACUUAUGUAUAUAUACAUAUAUAUAUAUAUAUAUGUAUGUAUGUAUCUUAUGUAUAUAUGUAUGUAUGUACUAGAGAUGCUCGGCUUGCGGUCUCAUCCGCGGAGUCGGGCGGGUGACAUGACGAAAAAAUAGAUUUUAAUUAGAUUCGGGCGGGUGGCGGUUGAAUCAUCCGGAAAUAUUUGAUAUACGUGGUUUUGGGAUCGGUAUCCUUUGCCAUUCAAAGAGCCAUUUUGGCCCGUGUCACAAAGCGAAGAAGACAAUAGGAGACGCUAAUAUUCUCUUGAAUGACUGCCGGCAGUCACACAGAAAAUGAGUUAUAGGGCGUGCUAUAAAGUCAUUGACUUUAUCGCCCUCUACAGCAUGUACGAUUGAAUUAUAUUUAUAUAGCGCUUUUCUCAAGUGACUCAAAGCGCUUUACAUAGUGACACCCAAUAUCUAAACCAGUGUGGGUGGCACUGGGAGCAGGUGGGUAAAGUGUCUUGCCCAAGGACACAAUGGCAGUAACUAGGAUGGCACAAGCGGGAAUCGAACCUGCAACCCUCAAGUUGCUGACACGGCCACUCUACCAACCGAGCUAUGCCGAUCUACUUGUCAGUCCAGCAACAUGUUGUGUGUGGCUUCCGCAGCGAAACGCACAUGACUGCAAGGCAUACUGGGUGACGCAGAGUGCACUAAUGCUUGUGAUAUUAACAAUUUUAACACUCUUAGUAAUAUGCGCCACACCAAACAAGAUUGACAAACACAACAUAAACGCAACACAACAAAUACCCAGAAUCCUUUGUAUCCAUGACACCCCUGACUAUUUUAUACACCCCGCUAGAAGCGGUUCGGGUGGACGGCGGGUGGAUGACGACUUUAGUGACGUGGUGGCGGAUUAUAUAAUUGCCUAUCCGCGCAUCUCUAGUAUGUACAUAUGUAUAUACAUGUAUGUAUAUAUAUAUAUGUAUAUGUAUAUAUAUACAUGUGUGUAUGUGUAUAUAUAUAUGCAUGUAUAUAUACAUGCAUAUAUAUAUACAGUAUAUAUAUAUACAUGUGUGUGUAUAUAUAUAUAAAUAUAAAUAAAUAUAUAUAUAUAUAUAUAUUUAUAGCAUGUUUUAUGUUUCAGUUUCUUCAAAAUAGCCACCCUUUGCUGUGAUUACUGUUUUGCACACUCCUGGCAUUCUUUCGAUGAGCUUCAAAAGGUAAACACCUGAAAUGAUUUUCACUUCACAGGCCUUCAGUGACGAUCUACAAUGUAAAUAGUCAUGAAAAUAAAGAAAACACAUUGAAGUGAGAAGAUGUGUCCAAACCUUUGGCCUUUUUUUUAAAUUUUACAAUACAAAUAUCGAGAGAGCUGAAAUUGAACGUUAUGCAUCACUUUUCUCGGACACUCCUACAAAGUUGUGUAUUUUUUUUUCCCGUUUCUUCUCUUACCCCUUCUUGGCUCCCAAAUUCUGAUGCGUGUGUGAAAACAUAAAGAGUGUAAGCCACCGACUUUAGUUGAACACACACACGCAUACACCUUUGUCGCUCUCAAGCAAACAUCUCUCUUUUGAAAACCUCUCCGGGAUUUCUGCAAUGUUGCGACCACGAAUGUGUCUCUACAUCACGUCUUUGUUGAAACUGACAGACAUGUCGACUUGCCCCGGAGCAAACGCCGACCCAUAUCUACACCUGUCUGGGUUAGGUCACUUUGAACUUUCCCACACAACUUCUAAUCAAAACAAAUAUUACAAGUAAUAUUUGUGUAUUGCUUUAAUCAGGUGACAUUGUUGACUGAUGUUUAAGUCUAACCCCUUGCCUGGUAUUUUUCUUCUUUUUUUUAAAUAAUGUUUAUCCUUAAUGCAGCACCUCUACAUUUUUAUUCUUUUUGUAUUUACUUGAUCUUACAAAAAUGAUCUUAUAUGACGGCUGGCAGCUAAUCACACACAAACAUGGGAUUCUGAUCAGGAAGAUUCACAGUAUUAAGCUAAGGUUUUAAUAGAUGAAGCUUUUGAAGAAGUUUGAUCCUCUAUUGGUCUUUAUUUCACCAAAUAACUAAGUAGAUAACAUACACUUAGACAAACUUUAAUGAUCCACAACAGAAAUUGUUCCACACAGUAGCUCAAACGAUGGAAAGGAUAAUGCAGAAAUAAAAUACACAAAAAAUGUACCGUAGUAGCAAUAUGAAAUAUAAUAUAUAUGUAAUAUUUACAUAAUAUAUGUACAGUAUAUGAUAUAUACUGAUAUAUGUUUAUAUUAUAUAUACAAUAUAUAACAAUUACCAUGUACAAUAUCAACCCAUCAGUCAAUCAAUGUUUACUUAUAUAGCCCUAAAUCACGAGUGUCUCAAAGGGCUGCACAAACCACAACGACAUCCUCGGCUCAGAUCACACAUCAGGGCAAGGAAAAACUCAACCCAAUUGGAUAACAAUGAGAAACCUUGGACGUCGAGUGGAUCUAGCAAAAUAUUGUGAGCGUCCAGUCUAUAAUGGAUUUUAACAUAAUAGUGUUAUGGGUGAUGCAGAGUACACUAAUGGUUGUGAUAUUCACAAUUUUAACACUCUUAGUAAUAUGCACCACACUGUGAAGCCACACCAAACAACAUUGACAAACACAACAUAAACGCAACACAACAAAUACCCAGAAUCUUUUGUAUCCAUGACAAAACCUGACUAUUUUAUACACCCCGCGAGUCCAGUCCAUAGUGGAUCUAACAUAAUAAUGAGAGUCCAGUCUAUAGUGGAUCUAAUAUAAUAAUGAGAGUCCAGUCUAUAGUGGAUCUAAUAUAAUAAUGAGAGUCCAGUCUAUAGUGGAUUUUAACAUAAUAGUGAGAGUCCAGUCCAUAGUGAAUCUAACAUAAUAGUGAGAGUCCAGUCCAUAGUGAAUCUAACAUAAUAGUGAGAGUCCAAUCCAUAGUGGCUCUAACAUAAUAGUGAGAGUCCAGUCCAUAGUGGAUCUAACAUAAUAGUGAGAGUCCAGUCCAUAGUGGAUCUAACAUAAUAGUGUGAGAGUCCAGUCCAUAGGGGAUCUAACAUAAUUGUGUGAGAGUCCAGUCCAUAGUGGAUCUAACAUAAUAGUGAGAGUCCAGUCCAUAGUGGGGCCCCCAGGAGAUCAUUUUGAGAUUACAGUAUAUGUAACAGCUGCAGCAUAAAAUAAAGUUAAAGUACCAAGAGAGGAACAUCAGGAAUUUAUUAGGAGAAGGAGGAAAAAGCUGUUCCAAUCGUGCAGGAAAUAAAAUGCGCUAAUAGCUGCUAAAAAAGAACACAUUUAAAUUUUUCACUAACAUAAAGGGAUGACAAUCUCAUAUUUAAUUUUUUUUUUUUUUUUUUUGUGACAUUUAAACAAAAACGUUGUGACUGCUGAGUGAAUACGAAUUACGGAUGUAAACAUUUGUUAUUUAACUGAGUGACACUUGUUGUUUCCACAUGUUCUUCCCAUCUGCAUCCUAUUUAUAGCAUCAAAGGACUUGAUUAAGACGUGUGUUAGAUAGUCCACAUCUUUUGGUUUGGUUUUUGAAAUAAAUGAGCCUUGAAAAUGAA
Messenger RNA from Nerophis ophidion (straightnose pipefish), 6629 nucleotides. RefSeq names its product tropomodulin-1-like. Bases 438 to 1571 code for a protein of 377 amino acids. The transcript has 12 exons. Gene Ontology annotation, molecular function: tropomyosin binding. The record is from RefSeq and is a predicted model, not a curated record. Gene Ontology annotation, cellular component: striated muscle thin filament; myofibril. Gene Ontology annotation, biological process: myofibril assembly; pointed-end actin filament capping; muscle contraction. NCBI's taxonomy places the organism in Eukaryota, Metazoa, Chordata, Actinopteri, Syngnathiformes, Syngnathidae.